AUGGCAACUCUCGAAGCGCUGAUCUCGCUGCAGAUGACACGUGCAUCCUUCAUCGAAGGCAUUUACACGGAGUCACAGGAGGAGAGCAUCCAGCAGUUCGGCGUGACGGCUCUGGAUUCCAAGCUCAUCAUGCUGGAAACGUAUUGGGCGAAGCUGGAAGCGUCCCAUGAGAAACUCGUCGGCCAGAAGAUCGAGAAUUUGACCUCUCUCGAUUAUUUUAAGAAUCAGGUCUUCGAUGUCGCGCUUAAGCAUUACGCUUCAGGUAGAGUAGCGCUGCUGCAGCUGUUGGAGAAGAAGGGGGCUCCUAACCUCAACCAAUCGGUUCGAGUUCCUGGCGACGCGCAACUACAGAGUUCAACGCGCAGAGCUCUUCCGGAGAUUGAGUUGCCGAAGUUCUCUGGAGUGUAUAAGGAGUGGAGGCCAUGGAGAGACCUUUUCCAUUCGCUGGUCGGGAAUAAUCUGGAGAUUCCUGGAGUCGAGCGAAUGCACUACCUCCGUCUCUGUCUCUCCAAUGAACCGUUGAAGCUCAUCUCUAAUUUGCCCGUCUCUGAAGAUUCCUUCGGCAUCGCAUGGAGAAUCUUGGUCGAUCGAUACGAGAACAAGCGCUUAUUGAUUACAGCUCACCUUGACCAGCUUCUCAAUCCUGCUCCAAUGAAGACGCACGGUGCCUCAGACCUUAAUUUAUUGACGAGCUCCGUUUCUGAGGCACUCAGCGCGCUCAAAGCACUGGAUCAGCCAACAGAUCAUUGGGGUCCAAUCGUCGUUCACGUGCUCACUCGUCGCUUGUCCAACAAGCUUCGUGAGGCAUGGGAAAAUAAAAUUGGAGCCUCGACUGAGUAUCCGACGCUUGAACAUCUCCUCGAUUUCCUACAAGGUCGUUCACGAGCCAUGGAGACCUUGGAGGUUGGGUCUUCGGUGCACACAUCGAACGACGCUUCUCGUCCUUCGCAGCCCAGCGUCCAGACUCGUUCGAUGACCAAGAGUAGUGCCAAGGUCAAUCAAGCCUCGGUGGCUUCGCAUGCGCAGCAGUCAGCCCAGAAAUCUUCCAGUCCAGCGCAAAUACAGUCCACAAAGUCGACGUCCUGGGCCGACGCGGGCUAUCCUUGUUCCUACUGCAAGAUGGAUCACUACAUCGCUUCUUGCAGCGGAUUCAAGUCGCUCACACCUACAGCAAGGAAGGAGGUUGUCGAACGACUCUAUCUGUGCUACAACUGUCUGGGGAAGCACAGUAUCAGAGUCUGCCAGACCACUCGAACGUGCAGGACAUGCCAGGAAAGGCACCAUUCCCUGCUGCAUUUUGAUCGCGCACGUCGUCCAGCUCAACGUGGUCCAGCAGCUCAAGUCCCUCGCAACGAUGCAGGAGCUCAGCGCCCGAGUGCUUCUGCUCCAUCGACCAACGUUCCUGUCGUGACGUACACUCACACCGGCUCCGAACUCUCGCUCAUCUCAGAUCAACUAGUUCGGAAGGUGAAAUUAAAGAAAACUCGUAGUUCUGUCCACAUAACAGGAGUGGGAGGAUCAUCGUUUGGGACAACGUCCGGCGAAGUACACCUCACGCUGCAAUCGAUCCACUCAGAAGAACGCGUUGAAGUUACAGCUCACUCCCUUGAACGUCUCACCUCAACGCUGCCGUCCUUCUCAGCAGAGGGCCUCAAGUGGGAUCAUAUCGAGGGUUUAGAGCUUGCUGAUCCUCAUUUUCGAGUCUCUGCACCAAUUGACCUUCUCGUCGGUGCUGAUGUUUUUGGUCAGGUCAUCAAGCCCAACGUGAUCAGAGGAGGGGUUCAGGCUCCAGUCGCUCAACUCACCAGCUUUGGCUGGAUUGUUUAUGGGCCAGCGGGACCUGAUCAACCAACAUCUUGCUCUUCUCAUCACCUGAGCGUAUCGAACGACGAGCUCAACGACCUUCUCACGAAGUUUUGGGUUCAGGAGGAAGUUCCUGGGCGCACUGACGCGAAUCUCUCAACGGAAGAAUUAGAAUGUGAACGCCACUUCCGUCAGACUCACUCAAGAGAUAGCUCAGGUCGAUAUGUCGUUCGUUUGCCCUUCUCAGCUCCAGUUUCGUCAUUAGGGAAUUCCUAUCGUCCAGCGCUAGCUUGUCUUCAUCGUAUGCUCGCGAGAAUCUCAAAAGAUGAGCGCUUUCUCCAGCUUUACUCUGGCUUUCUCAAGGAGUAUGAGGAUCUCGACCAUAUGAGAUUAGUAACUCGCUCGACUCAUCGCUCUUCGUCUUCGGUUCAGGCGGAUUCCGCUUGUCGUUCUGACGAGACGACCUUAGCACAUGAAGCGCAAGCUUCAGGAGGGUUGAGGGUCUCUGAAGGGCUUCAGGUAGGGCCGUCUGGCGCUCAAAGGAGUUACUAUUUACCUCAUCAUGGUGUAGUCAGAGAGAGCAGUGAAACGACGAAACUGAGAGUAGUGUUCAACGGAUCAGCGAAGACCAGUUCAGGGAACUCACUCAAUGACAUUCUCCACAUAGGAGCCAAGUUGCAGAGGGAUAUCUCGGACGUGCUGCUCUGGUCAAGACAGCACAAAGUCAUCUUCAUGACGGACAUCACCAAGAUGUUCCGCCAGAUUAGAGUUCACAAGGAUGACUGGGCCCUGCAGCAGAUUCUAUGGACCGACUCACGUGGAGAACUAGUCACGUAUCAACUGACAACAGUCACAUACGGCACGAGAUCAGCUCCGUUUCUCGCAAACCGUGUUCUUCUUCAGCUGGCUGAGGAUGAAGGACAUCGGUUCCCUUUGGCCGUCUCGCCUAUCGUAAAAGGAAGAUACGUUGACGACAUCUGUGGAGGUGCGGAUACGCAUGACCAACUCGUUAGGACUGCGCAAGAAGUUCGUGAUCUUUGCGCUGCUGGAGGAAUGCCUCUGGCAAAAUGGCAUAGUAAUAGUCCAGCGCUACUCCAGUGGCUCGCUCCUGAUAGUGCCUCCAAUGACCAGCGAGUUUAUGAGGAUUCGGAGACCCGGAUUCUUGGCUUGUCGUGGCAGCCCAGCUCGGAUAACUUCGUCUUCUCAAGUCGGACCAGCGAUGAAUCGAAGGUUUCUAAGAGGAAUAUCCUCUCAGAGAUCGCUCAGAUCUAUGACCCACUCGGAUUUCUAUCUCCUGUCGUGAUCAGAGGGAAACUGCUCAUGCAGGAGACCUGGAUUGGAAAGCUCGGUUGGGAUGAGGAAGUCCCAGAACAAGUUGCCCAGCGUUGGAAAAGUUUUCGAAAUGAUCUCACUCUGCUCUCGAAGUUAUCUGUUCCAAGAUGGUUAGGCCUUCUCCAGAACUCGUCGAUUGAAAUACAUGGAUUCUCAGAUGCUUCUGUUCUCGCGAUGUCAGCCGUAGUCUAUCUCAGAAUCGUUAAUGGAGAUAAUGAGCCUCGGAUUUCUUUGGUCUGCGCUAAAACGAAAGUAGCUCCUCUCAAACGGCUGACAAUCCCAAGGCUAGAGCUCACAGCUGCGGUUAUGCUUGCCAAACUCGUAAAGUACGUGAAAGGAGAGCUCGAUCUCUCGAACACGCCGACGUUUUUAUGGACCGACUCCUCAGUUGCGCUUACGUGGAUCAACUCGCAUCCAUCCAGAUGGAAAGAGUUCGUGAGAAAUCGUGUCCAACUCAUACAAGAGACCUCACGAGCUCAAUGGAAACUCGUUCCUGGCAAGGAAAACCCAGCUGACUGCGCAUCUCGUGGACUAACGACAGCGCAGCUCUCUGCGCAUGAACUCUGGUGGCGCGGACCACCGUGGCUCAUGAAAAGCUCAUCGUCGUGGCCAUCUCUAGAGCUUGCUUCAGUGACAUCAGCAGAUCUUGAGGAGAAACCUGGUGUCGUUCUGAACGUGAAGGUCCAGCGCAUAGAGAUUUGGGAUUUAGUUCAUCGCUAUUCUUCACUCAACAGAUUGCUUCGAAUUACGGCCAUUUGCCAACGCGUCAUUGCUCGUCUCAGAAGAAUUACUGGAUCAUCGUUAGCAACAGCUCUGAACCCUGGUGACAUCGAGCAGGCCCGACUGCUUUGGGUCAAGCUCACUCAGUCUGCGCAUUUUUCAGCUGAGGUUACGACCUUGUCCAGAGGGCACCGUCUUAGUUCGUCUCACUCGCUCACUCGAUUGACGGCGUUCCUGGACCACCAGGGAGUUCUACGCGUUGGAGGGCGCCUGAAAUUUGCUCAGCUUGACUGCGAAAAUAAGCAUCAGAUCAUCGUACCUCGGGAUUCGCAGUUCGCUCAGCUCAUCAUUCGGGAUGCCCAUCUCAGGACUCUGCAUGGAGGAACGCAGCUGACUCUCGGUCAACUCAGAAGGUCUUACUGGAUCCUCGGAGGAAGAGCCCCGGUAAGAUCAUUCAUCCUGAGGUGCGUUCCAUGCGCCAGACAGCGAGGGAUCAGAGCUCAACAGCUCAUGGGCCAGCUCCCAGUUGCUCGUCUCACACCUGGCCGAGCGUUCCUCAACACUGGAGUUGACUACGCCGGACCAGUGUCUCUCCGCUCGUGGAAGGGGCGUGGUCAUAAGUCGUACAAGGGAUGGCUCGCGAUCUUCGUCUGCAUGACCACGUCCGCAGUCCAUAUUGAGGUUGUCUCAGAUUACGCAGCCGAUGGAUUCAUCGCUGCGUAUCGUCGCUUUGUUGCCCGGCGUGGACACUGCAAGAACUUGUUCUCAGACUGCGGAACGAACUUCUUGGGAGCCGACAAGGAACUGAAGAAGCUCUUCUCAAUGGCGUCUAAGGAAUCGAACAAACUAGCCCAACUCUUGCUCAGCGAUGGAACCAGAUGGUCUUUUAACCCUCCAGGUGCACCGCACUUUGGAGGCAAAUGGGAAGCCGCGGUAAAGUCGGUGAAGUUCCAUCUCAAACGAACGAUCGGCGAUGCUCUAUUGACCUACGAGGAACUCACUACUUUACUCGCGCAGAUCGAAGCCGUGCUCAACUCGCGACCACUGGAACCGCUAUCAGAGGAUCCUGAUGACGUCAGCGCGCUCACUCCAGGUCAUUUCCUGAUUGGCCAGGCCUUGACCUCCGUUCCUGACCCUUCGCUGGAGCAUUUGAACGUCGAUCGCCUAUCUCGUUGGCAGCUUAUUCAGCAGAAGGUUCAGUACUUCUGGAAGCAGUGGUCCACUGGCUACCUUCAACAUCUACAGUCCAUCUCGAAGUGGCACCACCCAUCUCACAACAUUAGGAUUGGUUCCAUAGUCCUUCUCACCGACGAGAGGUUUCCACCAACGAAAUGGCCUCUCGCUCGAGUCAUCGCUCUCCACCCUGGUAGAGAUGGACUCGCCAGGGUGGUCACCAUUAAGACGUCCAGUUCUACUCUGCAACGGCCCAUCUCGAAGCUCGCUCUACUGCCAGUCUCGACCAGCGACACUUAAGAUCAUCUCGACCAGCGAUACCUAGGAUCAUCUCACGUGAUGACAGCUCUGCAUCAUCGGGUUCAUCAUAGUCCAUGUUCGGAUUGGGUCAUGGUGAGGAUUUACGACCCUCUCUGUGGCAACUGGUCCGGAGUGGACGUGAGUCUGCCGGGGUCUGCCGGAAUUUACGCCUCCUACGUCCUCGGCUGUACUCACACCUGACCGUCACUGGUGAACUACGAUGACCAACUCAGUCACGUCAGCAGCUGCUGACGGCGGGGGAGAAUGUUCGGUUUUCCACCGAAUUGUUUUUCGCACACGCACACUCACGCACACUCGCUCCUCUCGC
Molecule: messenger RNA, 5656 nt
Organism: Diachasma alloeum
Lineage: Eukaryota; Metazoa; Arthropoda; Insecta; Hymenoptera; Braconidae
Exons: 3
Coding region: 1-5328 (1775 amino acids)
Biological process (GO): DNA integration
Molecular function (GO): nucleic acid binding
Source: RefSeq, a predicted model, not a curated record